AUGUCCCCCUCUGGUGUACGGAACUAUCGUGGAUCCUCUGGGGAGCCUCAAAAACCUCAUGAUGCUGACGAGGCAGAGAAGAGUCUCUCCAGAUCAGAACUCCUCAAGAAACAUCUACAGAGACCCACAGGGAAGAAAUCUCACCGCUGCUCUGACUGUGGGAAGAGAUUCACCUCAUCAAGCAUUAAAAUUCACCAGAGAACACACACAGGAGAGAAACCUUAUAGCUGUGAUCAAUGUGGGAAGAGUUUUGGUCAAUCUGGAGAUCUGACAGUGCAUCAGAGAAUACACACAGGAGAGAAACCUUUUAGCUGUGAUCAAUGUGGGAAGACUUUUACAGCUUCUGGCUAUCUGACAGUGCACCAGAGAACACACACAGGAGAGAAACCAUAUAGCUGUGAUCAAUGUGGGAAGAGUUUUAUUACAUCUGGCCAUCUGUCUCGACACCAGAGAAUACACACAGGAGAGAAACCGUAUAGCUGUAAUCAAUGUGGGAAGAGUUUUACUACUUCUGGCUAUCUGACUUUACACCAGAGAGUACACACAGGAGAGAAACCUUAUAGCUGUGGUCAAUGUGGGAAGAGUUUUACUACUUCUGGCUAUCUGACUUUACACCAGAGAACACACACAGGAGAGAAAUCCUAUAGCUGUGACCAGAGAUAAUCUGAUUAAAGAUCUCUGACUAAACAUCAGAAAAUACAUGAAGCAGUUGUUUCAUGAUAUCAAUUUAAUGAUGUCACAAUGUAGAAUGUUUUAACAUUGUAGUAGGAGUAUUUUAAUGAUGUCACAAUGUAAAAGCCUAAAUGUGUGUCCCCUGUUCUAUUGAUUUCAACAUGAUAUGGAUAUUAGCCUCAGGGGGAAAAUCCAGGCUCUGAAUUGGAAGAGUACUAUUUAUGAGAUUUAGUAAGUACACAUUAUUCCCAGAUUCCGUGUGGUUUUUGAGCUGUUAGUUUUAACAGGACGUGCAACCUCAUCGCCCUCCUGUCGCACAAAUGAUUUCAACAUGAUAUCGAUGAGUUAUGACAAAUAAGUGUUGUGUUCCUUUGUUUAGCGACCCCUACAUUUAAAUGCAUUCCAUCAUCAGGUACAACCUGAUUUCCCCCCUAAUCGAUAUCAGUGAUUUAUUGCUACUUGUCAAAACAGCGUUUCUGGUGCUUGUGCAGUUUAUAAGGAGCUUGU
Molecule: messenger RNA, 1179 nt
Organism: Salvelinus fontinalis (brook trout)
Lineage: Eukaryota; Metazoa; Chordata; Actinopteri; Salmoniformes; Salmonidae
Product: zinc finger protein 180-like
Exons: 2
Coding region: 1-663 (220 amino acids)
Biological process (GO): regulation of transcription by RNA polymerase II
Cellular component (GO): nucleus
Molecular function (GO): RNA polymerase II cis-regulatory region sequence-specific DNA binding; DNA-binding transcription factor activity, RNA polymerase II-specific
Source: RefSeq, a predicted model, not a curated record